Molecule: messenger RNA, 11372 nt
Organism: Agelaius phoeniceus (red-winged blackbird)
Lineage: Eukaryota; Metazoa; Chordata; Aves; Passeriformes; Icteridae
Gene: USP34
Product: ubiquitin specific peptidase 34
Biological process (GO): protein deubiquitination
Cellular component (GO): cytosol; nucleus
Molecular function (GO): cysteine-type deubiquitinase activity
Source: RefSeq, a predicted model, not a curated record
CAGCACCGAGCGGAUCAAUCAAUGGUCGGGAGGAGGCGGCGGCGGCUGCUGCUGCUGUUAAUGAACAAUGUGUGAGAGCUGCGCCGAGCUGCUGGAGGUGUUAAAUGAGAUAUCAGACAUUGAAGGUGGUGAUGCUGUGCAGCUCAGAAAGGAACAUGCCCUCAAGAUAUUUGCUUACAUCAAUUCAUGGACACAAAGACAAUGUUUGUGCUGUUUCAAGGAGUAUAAACAUUUGGAGAUCUUUAACCAAGUAGUUUGUGCGCUGAUUAACUUAGUGAUUGCCCAAGUGCAAGCUCUGAGGGACCAGCUCUGUAAACAUUGCACUAUUCAUAUAGAUCCAACAUGGCCAGAGCAGAGUCACCACGCUGAUGAGCCCCUGAAUGUAGAGAGAGAGUCUCACCCAGAAGAAAAUGGACAAAAACCUCUAGAGAACAAGUUUGAUCCUGCAAGAACUUGUAUCCUGGGCGAGGAGGAGCCCUCCAAGAGCACGGAGCCUUUCAGCCUGUGGAGCACUGAUGAGAAGGAGAAGCUGCUGCUGUGUGUGGCAAAAAUCUUUCAGAUUCAGUUUCCUCUGUACACAGCUUAUAAGCAUAAUACUCACCCCACAAUAGAGGACAUUUCUGCUCAAGAAAGCAAUAUAUUAGGGGCGUUCUGUGAUAUGAAUGAUGUGGAGGUGCCCCUGCACUUGCUGCGUUACGUGUGUCUGUUCUGUGGCAAGAAUGGCCUUUCCCUGAUGAAGGAUUGCUUUGAGUACGGCACCCCCGAGACGCUGCCCUUCCUCAUCGCCCAUGCGUUCAUCACCGUGGUGUCCAACAUCAGAAUAUGGCUACACAUCCCUGCUGUCAUGCAGCACAUUAUACCCUUUAGGACUUAUGUUAUCAGGUAUUUGUGUAAACUGUCAGACCAGGAGCUGCGGCAGAGCGCGGCCAGGAACAUGGCAGAUUUAAUGUGGAGCACAGUCAAGGAGCCCUUGGACACAGCCUUGUGCUUUGAUAAAGAAAGUCUUGAUCUUGCUUUCAAAUACUUCAUGUCACCAACUCUGACCAUGAGAUUGGCUGGCCUCAGCCAAAUAACAAAUCAACUUCAUACCUUCAAUGAUGUGUGUAAUAAUGAGUCAUUAGUUUCAGACACAGAAACGUCAAUUGCAAAAGAACUUGCAGACUGGCUUAUCAGCAACAAUGUAGUUGAGCACAUUUUUGGACCAAAUUUACAUAUUGAGAUCAUCAAACAGUGCCAAGUGAUUCUGAAUUUUCUUGCAGCUGAAGGGAGACUUAGUACUCAACAUAUAGACUGUAUUUGGGCUGCUGCACAGCUGAAGCACUGCAGUCGGUACAUUCACGACUUGUUUCCUUCUUUGAUCAAAAACUUGGACCCUGUUCCACUUAGACACCUCCUGAACCUUGUCUCAACUCUUCACCCCAGUGCUCACACUGAACAGACCUUGUAUUUGGCAUCCAUGCUGAUCAAAGCCCUGUGGAAUAAUGCCCUGGCAGCUAAGGCCCAGCUGUCAAAACAAAGCUCCUUUGCAUCUUUACUGAGUACCAACCUGCCCAUGGGAAACAAAAAAGAAGAAGAGGAGCUCAGAAGAGCAGCCCCUUCCCCUUGGUCACCAGCAGCAAGCCCUCAAAGUAGUGACAACAGUGACACCCAUCAGAGUGGAGGCAGUGACAUUGAAAUGGAGGAACAGCUGAUCAACAGAACAAAACACGUCCAGCAGCGACUUUCGGACACAGAGGAAUCCAUGCAAGGAAGCUCCGACGAGACAGCCAACAGCGGCGAGGAUGGCAGCAGCGGGCCUGGGAGCAGCAGCGGCCACAGCGAUGGAUCCAGCAACGAGGCCAACUCCAGCCACGCCAGCCAGUCCGCCGGCAGCCCCGGCAGCGAGGCGCAGUCGGAGGACAUCGCCGACAUCGAGGCGCUCAAAGAGGAGGAGGACGAAGAGGAAGAAGACAGGAGUCACAACCCCCAGAAAAGCAGCAGGAGCGCAGAUCUCCGAGGCAGAAAACUGGAAUCCCAGGCGGGCAUUUGCCUGGCAGACGCCCAGGGCGCUGCAGAGAGGAGCGGCACCAGUAACGGGCAGGGCAAGGAGCACGUGUUCAGCGCCGAUGCCGUGGCGCCCGUGGACAACCGCAUCCGCAUGCUGGACGCCUGCCCCCACGGCGAGGACGCUGAGCACGACAUGGCGGGGGACAUGAGCGCUGCUCACAUCUCACAGGGCUCUCAGGACUCCUGUAUCACUCACACAGGGGACUUCCUUGGGGAAACCAUUGGGAAUGAGCUGUUUAACUGUCGGCAGUUCAUUGGGCCCCAGCACCACCACCACCAUCACCACCACCACCACCACCACGAUGGGCAUAUGGUUGAUGAUAUGCUUAGUGCAGAUGAUGUCAGCUGCAGUAGUUCUCAAGUCAGUGCAAAAUCAGAGAAAAAUAUGGCAGAUUUUGAUGGGGAGGAGUCUGGCUGUGAAGAAGAGCUUGUACAGAUUAAUUCCCAUGCUGAGCUAACAUCUCAUCUUCAGCAGCACCUCCCAAACCUGGCCUCUAUCUAUCAUGAACAUCUGAGUCAAGGCCCAGCAGUUCACAAACAUCAGUACAACAGCAAUGCAGUGACAGACAUUAAUUUGGAUAAUGUUUGUAAGAAGGGAAAUACCUUGCUCUGGGAUCUGGUCCAGGAUGAAGAUGCAAUUCAUCUCUCUGAAGGGUUAAUAAAUGAGGCAGAGAAGCUGCUCUGUUCUUUAGUGUGCUGGUUCACUGACAGACAGAUUCGAAUGAGAUUUAUUGAAGGCUGCUUAGAAAAUUUAGCAAACAACAGAUCUGUAGUGGUUUCACUUCGUCUUCUUCCCAAGCUGUUUGGAACAUUCCAGCAAUUUGGGAGCAGCUAUGAUACCCAUUGGAUCACAAUGUGGGCAGAAAAAGAACUGAACAUGAUGAAACUUUUCUUUGAUAAUUUGGUACACUACAUCCAGGCAGUCAGGGAGGGACGGCACAAACAUGCACUAUACAGCCACAGUGCAGAGGUUCAGGUUCGUCUCCAGUUCCUGACAUGUGUGUUUUCUACUCUGGGAUCCCCAGAUCAUUUCAGGUUGAGUUUAGAACAAGUGGACAUCCUGUGGCACUGCUUAGUAGAAGAUUCUGAAUGUUAUGAUGAUGCACUUCACUGGUUCUUGAAUCAAGUACGGAGCAAGGACCAGCACGCCAUGGGUAUGGAGACUUACAAGCAUCUUUUUUUGGAAAAGAUGCCCCAGCUGAAACCUGAAACCAUCAGCAUGACUGGCCUGAACCUCUUCCAGCAUCUGUGUAACUUGGCUCGGCUGGCCACGAGUGCCUACGAUGGGGGCUCCAACUCCGAGCUGUGUGGCAUGGACCAGUUCUGGGGCAUUGCUCUAAGGGCCCAGUCUGGAGAUGUCAGUCGAGCAGCCAUCCAGUACAUCAACUCCUACUACAUCAACGGUAAAACUGGUCUGGAAAAAGAGCAGGAAUUUAUUAGCAAGUGUAUGGAGAGUCUGAUGAUAGCUUCGAGUAACCUGGAGCAAGACUCUCAUUCAAGUCUGACCAUUAUUGAAAGAGGGCUCUUAAUGCUGAAAACACACCUGGAGGCUUUUAGGAGAAGGUUUGCAUAUCACCUGAGGCAGUGGCAGAUUGAAGGCACUGGCAUCAGCAGUCACUUGAAAGCCCUGAGUGACAAACAGUCUCUACCUCUAAGGAUUGUCUGUCAGCCAGCUGGCCUUCCUGACAAGAUGACCAUAGAAAUGUACCCUAGUGAUCAGGUGGCUGAUCUGCGAGCAGAAGUCACCCACUGGUAUGAAAAUCUGCAGAAGGAGCAGAUCAACCAGCAAGCACAGCUGCAGGAGUUUGGCCAAAGCAGUCGCAAAGGGGAUUUCCCUGGUGGCCUCAUGGGACCUGUGAGAAUGAUUUCAUCCGGGCACGAGCUGACAACUGACUAUGAUGAGAAAACUCUGCACGAGCUGGGCUUCAAGGACAUGCAGAUGGUGUUUGUGUCCCUCGGUGCCCCCAGGAGGGAGCGCAAGGGUGAAGGUGUCCAGCUGCCAGCCUCCUGCCUGCCUCCUCCUCAGAAGGACAACAUUCCAAUGCUCUUACUGCUGCAAGAACCUCACCUCACCACCCUCUUUGAUUUGUUAGAGAUGCUGGCCUCUUUUAAGCCUCCUUCUGGAGAAGUGGCUAUGGAAGACAGUGAGAGUGCAAGGUGUGAAGAGCUCCAUCUCCAUGCAGAGAACUUAUCCAGACGUGUCUGGGAACUGUUAAUGCUCCUACCAACGUGCCCUAAUAUGCUGCAGGCAUUCCAGAAUAUUUCUGAUGAGCAGGGUAAUGAUGGCUUUAGCUGGAAGGACCUCCUGCGAAUAAAAAGUGCCCAUAAACUUUUGUAUGCCCUGGAGAUCAUUGAAGCUCUGGGGAAGCCCAACAGGAGGAUAAGACGGGAAUCUACGGGAAGUUACAGUGAUCUUUACCCAGACUCAGAUGAUUCAAGUGAAGAUCAAAUAGAAAACAGUAAAAACACGUGGAGCUGCAAGUUUGUUGCUGCUGGAGGGCUCCAACAGUUACUGGAAAUUUUCAAUUCUGGAAUCCUAGAGCCUAAGGAGCAGGAAUCAUGGACUGUGUGGCAGCUGGACUGUCUUGCUUGCUUGCUGAAGCUGAUCUGCCAGUUUGCAGUGGACCCCUCAGAUCUGGAUCUGGCUUACCAUGAUGUCUUUGCCUGGUCUGGGGUGGCAGAGAGCCACAGGAAAAGGACGUGGCCGGGCAAGUCCAGGAAAACCACGAGUGACCACGUCAAGGGCCUUCAUAUCCCCAGGCUGACAGAGGUGUUUCUUGUACUUGUCCAGGGAACCAGUUUGAUUCAGCGACUUAUGUCAGUUGCUUAUACAUAUGACAACUUGGCACCUAGGGUGUUGAAGGCUCAGUCUGAUCACAGGUCAAGGCAUGAAGUCACUCACUAUUCCAUGUGGCUCUUGGUGAGCUGGGCUCACUGCUGCUCCUUGGUGAAAUCCAGCCUGGCUGACAGUGACCAUUUGCAAGACUGGCUCAAGAAACUCACCCUGCUUAUUCCAGAGACUGCAGUUCGCCACGAGUCCUGCAAUGGUUUGUACAAAUUGUCUCUCUCUGGCCUGGAUGGGGGAGACUCCAUCAACCGCUCCUUUCUGCUGCUGGCUGCAUCAACCUUGCUAAAAUUUCUCCCUGAUGCUCAAGCUCUGAAACCAAUUAGGAUAGAGGAUUAUGAAGAGGAAGCUGUGCUGAGACCUGGUUGUAAGGAGUAUUUUUGGCUGCUGUGCAAACUGAUUGAUAACAUUCAUGUCAAAGAUGCAAGUCAGACAACCCUGCUUGAUUUGGAUGCUCUGGCCAGACACCUUGCUGACUGCAUUAGGAGCAGGGAGAUCCUGGACCACCAGGAUGGGAACAUCGAGGAUGAUGGGCUCACAGGGCUGCUGCGCCUCGCCACCAGCGUCAUCAAGCACAAACCACCUUUCAAAUUCUCCCGCGAGGGCCAGGAGUUUCUGAGGGACAUCUUCAACCUCCUGUUCUUGCUGCCCAGUCUGAAGGACAGACAGCAGCCCAAGUGCAAGUCCCACUCCUCCAGGGCUGCUGCCUAUGACUUGCUGGUGGAAAUGGUGAAAGGCUCAGUGGAAAACUACAGGCUGCUCCACAACUGGGUCAUGGCACAGCACAUGCAGUCCUCCCAUGCCCCUUACAAGUGGGAUUACUGGCCCCACGAUGACGUGCGUGCCGAGUGCAGGUUUGUGGGCUUAACCAACCUUGGAGCCACGUGUUACUUGGCCUCCACUAUCCAGCAGCUCUACAUGAUCCCAGAGGCCAGGCAAGCAAUCUUCACUGCAAAGUAUUCAGAAGAUAUGAAACACAAGACCACUCUGCUGGAACUCCAGAAGAUGUUUACAUACCUAAUGGAAAGUGAAUGUAAGGCCUACAACCCAAGGCCUUUCUGUAAAACCUACACCAUGGAUAAGCAGCCCUUGAACACUGGAGAGCAGAAGGACAUGACUGAGUUCUUCACUGACCUAAUAACAAAAAUAGAGGAAAUGUCUCCAGAACUGAAAAACACAGUGAAAAGUUUGUUUGGAGGUGUUAUCACAAACAAUGUCGUUUCUUUGGACUGUGAGCAUGUGAGUCAGACAGCUGAGGAGUUCUACACAGUGAGGUGCCAGGUGGCAGACAUGAAGAAUAUUUAUGAAUCUCUUGAUGAAGUAACUAUUAAGGACACCUUGGAAGGUGACAACAUGUACACGUGUUCUCACUGUGGGAAGAAAGUGCGGGCUGAGAAAAGGGCAUGUUUUAAGAAACUACCUCGUAUCUUGAGCUUCAACACCAUGAGAUACACGUUUAAUAUGGUGACCAUGAUGAAGGAGAAAGUCAACACCCACUUUUCAUUCCCUUUACGUUUGGAUAUGACACCCUACACUGAGGAUUUCCUCAUGGGAAAGAACGACAGGAAAGAAGGUUUUAAGGAAGAUGGUGGAUAUCUGAAGGAAACUGAGAGUUAUGAGUAUGACCUGAUUGGUGUGACAGUUCACACGGGAACAGCAGAUGGGGGCCAUUACUACAGUUUUAUCAGGGACAUUGUCAAUCCUCAUGCUUACAAAAACAACAAGUGGUACCUUUUCAAUGACGCUGAAGUUAAACCCUUCGACUCUGCCCAGCUUGCUUCUGAAUGCUUUGGUGGAGAAAUGACUACAAAAACUUAUGAUUCUGUUACUGAUAAGUUUAUGGACUUCUCCUUUGAAAAGACACACAGUGCUUACAUGCUGUUUUAUAAACGGAUGGAGCCAGAGGAGGAAAAUGGCAAAGACUACAAAUUUGAUGUUUCAUCAGAAUUGCUGGAGUGGAUAUGGCAUGAUAAUAUGCAGUUCCUUCAAGACAAGAACAUUUUUGAACAUACAUAUUUUGGGUUUAUGUGGCAGUUGUGUAGUAGCAUCCCAAGUACACUACCAGAUCCAAAAGCGGUUUCUCUGAUGACAGCAAAGUUAAGCACUUCCUUUGUACUAGAGACAUUUAUUCAUUCAAAGGAAAAGCCUACAAUGCUUCAGUGGAUUGAACUGUUAACAAAACAGUUUAAUAACAGUCAGGCAGCUUGUGAAUGGUUUUUGGAUCGUAUGGCUGAUGAUGAUUGGUGGCCAAUGCAGAUUCUAAUAAAGUGUCCCAAUCAGAUUGUGAGGCAGAUGUUCCAGCGCUUGUGUAUCCACGUGAUCCAGAGGCUGAGGCCAGUGCAUGCUCACCUGUAUCUGCAGCCAGGAAUGGAGGACUGCUCUGAUGACAUGGACGGGCCCGUGGAGGACAUCGGCAGCCGCUCGUGCGUGACGCGCUUCGUGAAGACGCUGCUGUCCAUCAUGGAGCACGGCGUCAAGCCCCACAGCAAGCACCUCACCGAGUACUUCGCCUUCCUCUACGAGUUUGCCAAAAUGGGAGAGGAGGAGAGCCAGUUCUUGCUCUCCCUGCAAGCCAUAUCCACAAUGGUCCACUUCUACAUGGGAACCAAAGGGCCUGAGAAUCCCCAGGUGGAAGUGCUUUCUGAGGAAGAAGGGGAGGAAGAGGAGGAAGAGGAAGAUAUCCUUUCUUUAGCAGAAGAGAAAUACAGGCCUGCUGCUCUUGAAAAGAUGAUUGCCCUGAUUGCUCUUCUGGUGGAACAGUCUCGCUCAGAAAGGCAUUUGACCUUGUCACAGAACGACAUGACAGCACUGACAGGAGGAAAGGGUUUCCCUUUUUUAUUCCAACAUAUCCGUGAUGGGAUCAACAUCAGGCAAACCUGCAACCUCAUUUUCAGUCUGUGCCGCUACAACAAUCGCCUGGCAGAGCACAUUGUGUCCAUGCUGUUCACAUCUAUAGCAAAGCUGACUCCUGAGGCAGCCAAUCCUUUUUUCAAAUUGCUCACCAUGCUCAUGGAAUUUGCUGGUGGACCUCCAGGAAUGCCACCCUUUGCUUCUUACAUUCUGCAGAGGAUAUGGGAGGUGAUUGAGUACAACCCCUCGCAGUGCCUGGACUGGCUGGCUGUGCAAACCCCUCGCAACAAGCUGGCUCACAGCUGGGUCCUGCAGAACAUGGAGAACUGGGUCGAGCGUUUCCUCCUGGCACACAACUACCCUCGAGUGAGAACUUCUGCAGCCUAUCUCUUGGUGUCGCUUAUUCCGAGCAAUUCCUUCCGUCAGAUGUUCCGCUCGACGCGCUCCUUGCACAUCCCCACGCGGGACCUGCCCCUCAGCCCCGACACCACUGUAGUCCUGCACCAGGUCUACAACGUGCUCCUGGGCCUGCUCUCACGGGCCAAGCUCUACGUGGACGCCGCCGUGCACGGCACCACCAAGCUGGUGCCCUACUUCAGUUUCAUGACCUACUGCUUGAUCUCCAAAACCGAGAAGCUCAUGUUCUCCACGUACUUCAUGGACUUGUGGAACCUCUUCCAGCCCAAGCUCUCGGAGCCCGCCAUCGCCACCAACCACAACAAGCAGGCCCUGCUGUCCUUCUGGUACAACGUGUGCGUGGACUGUCCCGAGAACGUGCGCCUGAUCGUGCAGAACCCCGUGGUGACCAAGAACAUCGCCUUCAACUACAUCCUGGCCGACCACGACGACCAGGACGUGGUGCUCUUCAACCGCGGCAUGCUGCCCGCCUACUACGGCAUCCUGCGCCUCUGCUGCGAGCAGUCGCCCGCCUUCACCCGCCAGCUGGCCUCCCACCAGAACAUCCAGUGGGCCUUCAAGAACCUCACCCCGCACGCCAGCCAGUACCCAGGGGCAGUAGAAGAGCUGUUUAACCUCAUGCAGCUGUUUGUAGCUCAGAGGCCAGACAUGAGAGAGGAGGAGAUCGAGGACAUAAAGCAAUUUAAGAAAACCACCAUCAGCUGUUACCUGCGCUGCUUGGACGGACGCUCUUGUUGGACAACUCUCAUAAGUGCCUUCAGAAUAUUAUUAGAAUCUGAUGAAGACAGACUUCUCGUUGUGUUCAAUAGAGGAUUGAUUCUGAUGACUGAGUCCUUUAACACAUUGCACAUGAUGUACCAUGAGGCCACAGCUUGCCACGUGACUGGAGACCUGGUGGAGCUUCUGUCCAUUUUCCUCUCGGUUCUGAAAUCCACACGGCCCUAUCUGCAGAGAAAAGAUGUGAAGCAAGCUCUCAUUCAGUGGCAGGAGAGGAUUGAAUUUGCCCAUAAGCUCCUGACUCUGCUCAAUUCCUACAGUCCUCCUGAGCUGAGAAAUGCCUGCAUUGAUGUCCUCAAGGAGCUUGUACUUUUAAGUCCUCAUGAUUUCCUACAUACUCUGGUUCCAUUUCUACAGCACAAUCAUUGUACAUACCACCACAGUAAUAUCCCAAUGUCUCUUGGACCUUAUUUUCCAUGUCGUGAAAAUUUGAAAUUAAUAGGGGGGAAAAGCAAUAUUCGUCCUCCACGGCCCGAGCUCAACAUGUGCCUCUUGCCCACCAUGGUGGAAGCCAGCAAGGGCAAGGACGAUGUUUACGACCGGAUGCUGCUGGACUAUUUCUUCUCCUACCACCAGUUCAUCCACCUCCUGUGUCGGGUUGCAAUCAACUGUGAAAAGUUUACUGAAACUUUAGUGAAAAUGAGUGUCCUGGUUGCUUAUGAAGGUUUGCCCCUUCACCUUGCACUCUUCCCCAAACUCUGGACUGAGCUGUGCCAGACUCAGUCUGCAAUGUCCAAGAACUGCGUGAAGCUCCUCUGUGAAGAUCCAGUUUUUGCAGAAUAUAUCAAAUGCAUUCUGAUGGAUGAAAGGACCUUUCUUAACAACAACAUUGUCUACACCUUCCUGACACAUUUUCUCCUCAAGGUGCAAGGGCAGGUAUUUUCUGAAGCAAACUGUGCCAACUUAAUCAACACUUUAAUUACAAACCUAAUAAAUCAGUAUCAAAGCCUAGAAUCUGACUUCAGCAACCAGAGAGUUGAAAUUUCCAAAGCAAGUUCUACAUUAAACGGGGACCUCCGAGCACUUGCCUUGCUGCUUUCGGUGCACACUCCCAAACAGCUCAACUCGGCCCUGAUCCCAACUUUACAAGAGCUCUUAAACAAAUGUAGAGCUUGUCAGCAACAGAGGAACUCAUUACAAGAGCAAGAAGCCAAAGAAAGAAAAACUAAAGAUGACGAGGGAGCCACGCCGGUGAAGCGGCGGCGGGUGAGCAGCGACGAGGAGCACACCGGGGACACCGGCGACGCCAAGGGCGAGCCCCGCGAGGCGCUGACCCCCAGCAGCGCCUCGGACAACGAGACCCGGGACUCGUCCAUCAUUGACCCCGGCACGGAGCAGGAGCCGCCGUCCCCCGGGAGCGCCUCGGGCCGGGAGUUCAGGAUGGAGGCGCCGUUCCCCGAGGAGGCCGCGCAGCACGAGGAGCAGCCCGGCCCCGGGCCGGGGAAAUUCGAGGAGUGCAGAGAGCUCAAAGAGCUGCAGGCGGCCAAGGAGGCCGCGGGGGCCGAGGAGGACCCGGAGUUCCCCUCCACGUCCAUCUCGGCGGUUUUAUCCGACCUGGCGGACUUGCGGAGCUGCGAUGGCCAAGCCUUACCGCCCCAGGACCCCGACAGUAAUUUAUCAAUCAGUUGUGGCCAUUCCAGAGGACUUUUUAGUCACAUGCAGCAGCAUGACAUUUUAGACAUCCUGUGCAGGACCAUUGAGUCUACGAUUCACGUGGUCACACGGAUAUCCGGGAAAGGAAACCAAGCUGCUUCUUGACAUUAGAUGGAGCAUGUCUGCUUUUAAGUCUUCUUUUUAUUUUUUUUUUUUUUAAAUCCUUCUCCCCCUCCAAAAAAUGCUGUUUGUAUAAGUUUUGCUUAUUUCUGUUUUGUGCUUCAGUUUGUCCAGUGCUCUCUGCUUGAAUGGCAAGAUAGAUUUAUAUGCUUAAUUCUUGGUCAGGCAGAACUCGAGAUUAUUUUUUUUAAAUUUUAUUUUAUUUUGCAUCUACCGUACACUUUCUUAAAGGGCAAUCAGAUAAUGGCUAUGUUUUAUGUAAUUAAGAGUUCACUGUAGUGGCUUUCAUUUAAUAUGGCUGUCUGGGAGACAGGGCCUCCUGGCCCUGUAUGAUGUAAUUUAAACUUAUGGCAUUUUUACUGUGUAUAAUAUGGUGUCCUCUGUGCCAGUUUUGUACCUUAUAAUCGAGGCAGAUUGCCUCAGAUCGCUGUGGUUCUUAUUAUCAAAAUUAAGUUUACUUGUAUACUAAACAACCACAAGAAAUUUGAUUCUGUAAAGAAUCCUCUUUAGCUGUGGCCUGGCAGUAUAUAUAUGGUGCUUUAUUUAACAGAAUACCUGUGGAGGAAAUAAAGCACACUUGAUGUAAAAUUAAUUGUUUUAUUUUUAUUGACAUGAUCAAUUGCUAUUCUGUGCACUUCAUUAAACUGAUUGUGAUGACUUUUCA